Molecule: messenger RNA, 2343 nt
Organism: Penicillium angulare
Lineage: Eukaryota; Fungi; Ascomycota; Eurotiomycetes; Eurotiales; Aspergillaceae
Product: F-box protein
Exons: 1
Coding region: 1-2343 (780 amino acids)
Molecular function (GO): protein binding
Source: RefSeq, a predicted model, not a curated record
AUGCCAGCCUUGAGGUCUCGCAGUAGACGCUUUGCGGUGCAGACACCCGAUUCUACUGCGAAAAAACGCAUUAUUUCACUAGCAGGCUCCUCACCUCUAGCCACAAAAGACACACUAUGUCACGCACCAGAGGAAAUAACACCGAUUAUACAUGUCCUUACAAAAUCUUUCGGUGUAUCGUCACCUUCCGCCGCCAAUCUUACGCCGCCGGAGAUAUUGUUGCAGAUUUACUCAAUGCUCACACCGCGUGAGUUUGACAGUGCCCGACGAACAUGUUCACAGUGGAUGAAAGUCAGUUUGAACCCGGAAUUAUUGGAAAGCAUGUUGAAACGGGCGGGAUGGUGGGACGCAUGGCGGCAAGACUGUGCAAUACCACGAAUUAUACGCCAUCCAUCUAGUUACGAGAGUGAUGUAUGGAGGAUGAGCAAACGCUUUGCAACGGAGUGUUUAUUAUCGGGUCGCAAGAGAAAUAUCGAGAAACCGGCCUUCGUGAAAACAGGAAUCGUGGGUUUCUCAGGUCUCGCAAAAACAAUGAAGCGGACAAGAUAUCAUGCAGCUACAGAUUCCAGAAAUCGACUUCACAACUCUGACGGAAGCUCUACAUUCAGUGUCAGCAACUGCAGUAAUUAUUUACUGGUUACGACCGGCUGCAUGAUAUAUGUGUUCCGUAUACUUGACAAUAAUGCCAAGCCCACGGUUUCGUCCGGUCUAGAAGAAUCCAAUCUGGUGCCGAUAACCAGUAUCUCUUGCCCAUUCGAAGUGAUAUCGGCUACCUUGGACACGAGCAACCCUCGAUUUGUUGUUGCUGCAUUGCUGAGUAACCGCGUGGGUAUGGUCUGUGACAUAGAGGCCCCAAAUCUUACCCAAGAUGGCGUCGGAGAAUACACUGCUGGCUCGGUGGACGACGCAUCAGAUUGUCCGUCAUCUAAACCAUCCAAGGACAACAUAUACUUUAUGCCAAAAACCACACAUUCGUCUACACACUAUUUCUACAACGUCUGCUCAGAAGAUCAUCCGCCCCGAACGGUUGCGCUCUCCCCAGGUCGCCGAUGCAUCGCUUUUGGAUGUGCCGGUGGCAUUGAGAUCCACUGGGUCGAUGAAUCAACACAAACUGAUCAACGAAGACAUUUUCCCAUGUCCCAACCCUCCGAAACUCUCCACUUCCUUCCAAACUCCCUCGAAAACACAUCCGAAAUGCGCCUAAUCUCCUCCUUGGCCGGUCCAGGAAUCCGCGAAUAUGCAUGUCGCCAAUCCCCAUACCCAAAUCAUCUCAAUAAAUGCCAUUUCAAUUUUUGCGGUGACUCGAAGACCAUUAACCGUAAACCCCUUCUCAAAAGAUCACUCAGCCUCACCCGCGCAACACACUGCCAUCACUAUCGCGCUAUUCCCAUAAAUGAUGGCUAUCAUAUCGCUUCCAUCGAACCUCGCACUGGUUUCCUCUGCAUUGGGUCUGAUACCCCGAUUGGCGGCCCAACAAGUUAUGCUCGCGCCUUUAUCUGCGUUCCUCCGUUCAAUAAAGACCUAUCAUUAGAGAGAACUGCAGCCCACACUCCAACUGCCUUCGCUGUCGCCUCCGAUCUACGCUGGGGCCUCCGUGUCGUGGCAGCCUAUGAGGAUCGAGUGGUUCUGUACUCCGUUCCACUCGACAUUUUCAAUAUUGUCUGCAAAGAGCGUGAAACUCAAGGCGACGGUGUAAUGGGGUCCAGUAACCUCGCUCAAGACUGGUUCGUCGACUCGGAGCACUUCCGCAAACGUCGCGAAAGUCUGAUCCAGAAUCAGAAUGGAGACUGGGAAUUUCUUCUUAGCGGUCGAUCCAGACCGGCUGGCAUGAUAUCGCCAUUCAAGAUACAUGGGAAGGAAGUCGGACGCGUGGAAAAUGUCGUCGAGCUAGCACUGCAGUCUUCAAAUGGGGGUGCAAGAGUAUGGGCUUUUAGCGCAUCCGGGGAUGCGAGUAUAUUUGAUAUUGAUACAUUUACGUCACCAACCCAAAGCGCAAACGACAUCCCCUGCUCUGUCGUGCGUGUUAGUUCAGAUGGCAGUGUCGAUUAUACUUCAACGGUCCAUAGGACGGAACUAGGAUUCAUAGCUUCUUCAUUAUCUCGGAAACGUAAAGCACAUGCUUUUCGAGAUGAUUUUGCUGGGCGGUAUGGGACAAGUCAGUAUACUUUUGGCUCAAAGUCGGAUGCUCUUCAGUCUGUCAAUGCCCCUGGGAUUCAGCAUGAGGAUUCCCCGAUGCGGCAGCCUUCCUUUGCAGCGUGUAUUGUUGAUUUCAAGAUUCCUGAUUUGGGAAUCAGAGAUGACAAGUGGAAGCAGGGUCGUCGGGCGUUGAAGGAUGACUCUUGA